GCAAAUUCAGAAUAUGCACACAGGACUGGAUUUGUCAGUGCCGGAAUACCAGGAGAUCCGAGGGAAGAUGAUGUCUGGCCAUGUAGAGUAUCACAUUGUCGUUGUUACCCGACUGGCUGCCUUCAAAUCAGCAAAGCACAAGCCUGAAGAUGUAGUUCAAUUUAUGGUUUCCAAGAAAUACAGCGAGAUAGAGGAGCUCUACCAGAGACUGGUGGCACGAUAUCCACAGGCUUCUCUUCCACUCUUGCCUAGAAAACUUCUCUUCGUGGGGGAAUCUGACAUCUGUGAACGAAGAGCUAUGUUCAAUGAUAUAAUGAAAUUCAUCUCAAAAGAUGAGGAACUAGCAACGAGCCCUGAGUUACUGGAGUUUUUAGGAACAAAAUCUACUAGUGCCAUUGACUUCAAGGGUAAAAACAUUCCUGAUGACAAGGAGAAAGAAGAUGAAGAAAAUGAGGCAUUUGAUUUUUUCAAAGAGGAGAAGACUCCUGACUUAAUCUCACAGCUUUCAUCAGUGGAAAAUGUGAAAAAAGAAGAGGAAGAGGAGGAAGGAGAUUUAGACCCUCUUGGUAUAAUUAGGUAUGGCUGGUAG
This is a messenger RNA of Antrostomus carolinensis (chuck-will's-widow), 589 nucleotides long. RefSeq names its product HCLS1 binding protein 3 (gene HS1BP3). The record is from RefSeq and is a predicted model, not a curated record. The annotation marks the transcript as partial. The transcript is spliced from 3 exons. Gene Ontology annotation, molecular function: phosphatidylinositol binding. Lineage: Eukaryota; Metazoa; Chordata; Aves; Caprimulgiformes; Caprimulgidae.